This is a messenger RNA of Huiozyma naganishii CBS 8797, 1506 nucleotides long. RefSeq names its product GDP-Man:Man(1)GlcNAc(2)-PP-dolichol alpha-1,3-mannosyltransferase (gene ALG2). The transcript has a single exon. The record is from RefSeq and is a predicted model, not a curated record. Bases 1 to 1506 code for a protein of 501 amino acids. NCBI's taxonomy places the organism in Eukaryota, Fungi, Ascomycota, Saccharomycetes, Saccharomycetales, Saccharomycetaceae. Gene Ontology annotation, molecular function: alpha-1,3-mannosyltransferase activity; GDP-Man:Man(1)GlcNAc(2)-PP-Dol alpha-1,3-mannosyltransferase activity.
AUGAGCACCCCACUUCGCGAUAGUGCUAUCCCGCUGAAAAUUGCGUUUAUUCACCCAGAUUUGGGGAUUGGUGGCGCAGAGAGACUCGUUGUAGACGCAGCGGUAGGACUACAAAAUGACGGCCACCAGGUCAAGAUAUUUACUUCGCAUUGUGAUCUUAACCACUGCUUUGAGGAGGUGAAGAAUGGCACUUUGAAGGUUCAGGUAUUUGGUGAUCAAUUGCCAACGAACGUUGGUGGAAAGUUUUUCAUUGUGUUCGCCAAUCUGAGGCAGUUAUACUUGACGUUCAAGUUGUUGCUGUCCAAGGAGAUCGAUAAGUACGAUUUAGUGAUUGUAGAUCAACUGUCGACGUGCAUUCCCUUUAUUCAUAUGUUUUCUAGUUGUAAAGUGUUCUUCUACUGCCACUUCCCGGAUCAAUUACUCGCCAUAAGAACAACCACACUCAAGAAGUUGUACCGAGCUCCAUUCGACGCUUUCGAACAAUUCACCAUGACCAGUGCAGACAAAGUGGUGGUCAACUCCAAUUUCACCAAAUCGAUCUAUAGACGCACUUUCAAGUGGAUAAAGGAUUCCCCGAAUGUUAUCUAUCCCUGCGUCAAUCUGGCAGCACCAAGCAUCGAAUCGAUCGACGUGGAUCUCUUAUCACACAUUAUGGGGGACAGCGAAGAGUUCUACCUCAGUAUCAACAGGUACGAGAGGAAGAAAAACAUAGAGUUGGCGAUCCAAGGGUUUGCGCUAUCAGAGGAAUCCACGAAUAACAGUUGCAAGUUGAUCGUCUGUGGAGGUUACGACGAAAGAGUCUCUGAAAAUGUCCAGUAUCUGAGAGAACUACAAAAAGAAGCCGACGAAUGGAAGCUAUCACACAUAACUAUCUCGUAUCCGGAGUACGCAAGGGCGAAAGAUCUGGAGUUUUUCGACGCGAGGAACGCCAAAGUCAUCUUCCUGACGUCGAUCUCGUCGUCUUUGAAGGAUUUGCUGUUGCAGAAGACCAAGAUGUUGCUAUACACACCAGCGCGUGAACACUUUGGUAUAGUACCCUUGGAGGCGAUGAAAUUCGGGAAGCCUGUCCUGGCGGUAACCAGUGGUGGACCCCUUGAAACGGUCGUCUCCUACGUCCCCGGUGAAAACGAGAACACUGCGACUGGGUGGUUGCGGGACCCAGUGAAGAUGGUGUGGGCGAAAGCAAUUGACGAAUUUACACGGAGCACUGGGGUUGAUUUUGACAAGAACGGCAAGGAACGGGUUAGGAAGCUGUUCUCUAGCGAGGCAAUGACUGCCACAUUUGAGGAGAACAUAGAAAAGGUCGUGUGGAAGAAGAAGGAGGUGUAUCCCUGGGAGACUGCAGUGGCCUCGCUGUUCUACUUCUCGUUGCAUAUGUUGGCUUUACUGCUGUUCCCACAGCAGUCGUGGCCUUACCCUGUGUUGGCGGGCACAGCGGCCACAGUGACGAAGAACUAUUUCUGGGCUAUGUAUUACGUGCUCAUCUUCUUCUUGACGAGUUCCUGA